Molecule: messenger RNA, 1581 nt
Organism: Sclerotinia sclerotiorum 1980 UF-70
Lineage: Eukaryota; Fungi; Ascomycota; Leotiomycetes; Helotiales; Sclerotiniaceae
Exons: 4
Coding region: 1-1581 (526 amino acids)
Biological process (GO): protein phosphorylation
Cellular component (GO): cytoplasm
Molecular function (GO): ATP binding; protein serine/threonine kinase activity
Source: RefSeq, a predicted model, not a curated record
AUGGCGCAGCCUGCAAAUCCAGACAAUGUGUGGGAUCGGACUAACAAGGUCGUGGAAAUUCUCGGAGAUGAAAAUGUUGACAAGGCAGCUAGAAAGAAAUUGGCGGCACUUUUUUCGGACAUCGAAGCCGAUAUAGAGGCUCACGUAGGCGAUCAAGUAGAUGAAUCAAUUCUCGACUAUCAAAACCUUCAGCAGGCUUCUGAAGAUAGGGACGCGAAAAGGAAGGAAUUGAAUGAGGCAAAGGGCGCAGCACAACUGGAAAAAGAUCGACGGAAAACGUGGUUUAAGGAUGUUGCCAUACCUACUGCACAACAUUUGCGUGCUAUCCGUGAAUCAACUAUACCUAUUCGUAAUAACAAAUGGCGAAAGAACAACGCCGGACUCACGAGCCAAAAUAUCAAAAUCUUAACUGUGCUUGGCUACGGUGGUUUUGGUGCAGUUUACCUUAUCGAAAAUACCGACACUAAGGCUCGGUAUGCAAUGAAGUUCCAAGGUCUACGAGAAGAAGAUGAUGGCAUCGAGUGGAGCAAAAAGCCUGGAUUUACCGGUGCACGAACUCCCCCCCUUACCCCCUCCUCUGAGGCCUCAAAAUUAUCCGAGAGGAUAAUGAAAGAACGGCAUUUGUUGACUAAACGGUUUAAUGAAACAAAAUGCUACUUGCGUUAUAUACGAUCUGGUCACCCUUCCAUCUGCAGUAUGGAAGCCUUUUUCGAUCACCGAGGUGGUGGAGAAAUCUUCAGUAUCAGCGAAGAUAUCGCUCAUGGGCACAUCUUCGAGUAUUGUGACUGGGGCAAUUUGGAAAAUCUUGUUGAUAAAUAUUAUGAGACACCACGCUAUGGUGUGAGGAGGCGAGGAGACAAGAAAAAGUCUUCUAGACCGGAAGGAAUGCCACCAUUAUACAAGCAUGCAGCAAUACCUGAAGCAUUCAUUUGGCAUGUCUUUUUGCAGUUAAUGGACGGCCUUUCUUUCCUUCAUGGCGACCACGAGCUCAACAAGCAAGACGAGUUUCACCGACGUAACCAAAUCAUUUGCGUCGAUAUCAAGUUAGAUAAUAUAUUUCUAAAAGACUCUGGGGUUCCAAACACAUAUCCAACGGUAAAGAUUGGGGAUUUUGGAGAAGCUCUAUAUGUGCCUUACGGAGAAUCUCGCUGGCAAGACGCGGGAACGACCCUUACAGCACCGUCUGAUGAACCUUGGUACAGCGCCAAAUAUGAUGUUUGGGAACUGCAAGACUGGGUAAAACCAGACUUGUCGAAUGAUAAUUUCAAUGACGGGUAUCUUGAAUGGGUUCAAGGGGGAGGAGUCCCUAGUGAUUAUGAAGAAGAUGUUAAGGAUGAUGAGGAAGAUAAUGAUGAUGAUGAUGAUGCCGGAGGUGGCAGUGGUGAUAGUGAAAAGCAUGCAGAAAUUCCAGACCCGCCCGCCGCUCCCAUUUCCGAAAAACAAUCAUCAAAAAAUCAACGAGAAGAGUUGUCAAAAAGGCGACGGGAAGAAGAGGAGCGAGGAAAAGAAAACCUGCCGCCUGCGAGGCCCUCAAAAAGACGAUUGACUAGGUACCGAAAACUCCGUGCUUACCGGAAUUGA